AUAUUACAAGAUAGAGCAUCACCUUUAAUAGAACAAUUAUCAUAUUUUCAUGAUCAUGCUUUAAUAAUUUUAGUAAUUAUUACUGUAUUAGUUGGCCAAUUAUUACUAUCACUAUUUUUUAAUAAAUUUUUACAUCGUUAUUUAUUAGAAGGUCAAUUAAUUGAAAUUAUUUGAACUAUCUUACCAACUAUUACUUUAGUUUUUAUUGCCAUUCCUUCUCUACGAUUAAUCUACAUUUUAGAUGAAAUUAAUAAUCCAAUAAUUACUAUUAAAACAAUUGGACAUCAAUGAUAUUGAUCUUAUGAAUAUUCAGAUUUUAAAACUAUUGAAUUUGAUUCAUAUAUAAUCCCAAUUAAUGAAAUAAAUUCAUUUAACUUCCGUCUUUUAGAUGUAGAUAAUCGAGUAAUAAUUCCUUUUGAAUCAAAUAUUCGAAUAUUAGUUACAUCUGCAGAUGUAAUUCAUUCAUGAACAAUUCCUUCACUAGGAGUAAAAAUUGAUGGUACUCCAGGACGAUUAAAUCAAACAAGAUUUUCAAUUAAUCGAUCAGGAUUAUUUUAUGGUCAAUGUUCAGAAAUUUGUGGAUCUAAUCACAGAUUCAUACCAAUUGUAAUUGAAAGAAUUUCACCUAAAUAUUUUUCUAAAUGAAUUAUUAAAAUAAUUGAAUUAU
Molecule: messenger RNA, 667 nt
Organism: Diorhabda carinulata
Lineage: Eukaryota; Metazoa; Arthropoda; Insecta; Coleoptera; Chrysomelidae
Source: the annotation of a RefSeq genome assembly